AUGGCCAAGUUAACCAAACGAGGGAGAGCGGUAAUAGCAUGCGCCGUUUUCCUGUACGUGCUGGUGUCGUCGCAGAUCAACAGCUGGAAAGUGAACUCCGGGUUCUAUAAAGGGUUCAAGACGAUGCUGCCCACAACUUCGAACGUGAAAGAAAUCAAUCUCAAGCGGUUCGAGGCGGAAAACCUGCGUCACGCUUCUGUGGCGAGUCUGCGGUCGCAGCUGGCUCUCCAGUUUCCCUACGACGCGUCGCAGCCCAUGCCACGACGCGUGUGGCAGACGUGGCGCACAGCGUUGGACUCGCCCGAAACUUCACCCCCUUUCAAGUACUACGGCGGUCUAUGGAGUGACGCCGCCAAGGGAUGGCCCCUGGGCGAGUACGCACUGGUCCCAGACGACCAUAUGAUGCCCCUGCUGCAGAACUUGUACGGAGCGGUUCCGCAGAUCAUUCAGGCGUUCGAGUCGCUGCCGCUGCCGAUUCUCAAGGCCGAUUUCUUUCGCUACCUGAUCCUGUACGCUCGUGGUGGUAUCUAUUCAGACAUGGACACAUUCCCGCUGAAACCACUCAAUUCGUGGCCGUCCUUGGCGCCUGAUAAACGUCCUCAAUUGGGCUCGCCCAUCCAGUACCGUGGUCUGCAGCCAGCAAGCCUUGGAUCUGUCCCUGAGCCGGGCUUCGUAGUAGGCAUAGAGGCAGAUCCUGACAGGAUUGACUGGAGCGACUGGUUUGCGCGCAGAAUCCAAUUUUGUCAGUGGACAAUACAGUCCAAGCCGGGACAUCCUCUUUUGAGAGAGCUUAUCAUUAAUAUCACUGCAACUACGCUUGCAAGCACUAACGUCAAGAGUAGCGUCCAUGCCCCGGCUUUUCUCAUCGAUUCAGACCAUAAAAGUGACUAUUUGGUGAAUUGCCGCGACAGGAAAAGGUUUGACGACAGUUUCCCCGCGCACCAAAAGAAAACGUCGAAAAACGUCGACGGGACCGACACCAUGAAUUGGACUGGACCGGGCAUCUUUUCUGACGCCAUUUUUGACUACAUCAACAACCUUGUGCAGACAAAUCAAGACAUCGCCGUAAUCAACAAUAACAUGCGGCCAGGCCACCAGAGUGGGUCCGGAACGCACCAGUUCUAUCGGAAAAUCACAGAGGGCCUGGAGUCCAGUGCCACGUUCGUUAAAGAGUUUUUCACUUUGAUAGAAGAACCAGUUAUGAUUGACGACGUCAUGGUUUUGCCAAUCACCAGCUUUUCGCCUGGUGUUAAUCAAAUGCAUGCGAAACCAGACGAGGACGAGAUGGCGUUUGUGAAACAUAUGUUCGAAGGGUCCUGGAAGAGUGAGGCGUAA
Molecule: messenger RNA, 1335 nt
Organism: Lachancea meyersii CBS 8951
Lineage: Eukaryota; Fungi; Ascomycota; Saccharomycetes; Saccharomycetales; Saccharomycetaceae
Source: the annotation of a GenBank genome assembly